Molecule: messenger RNA, 1086 nt
Organism: Symbiodinium necroappetens
Lineage: Eukaryota; Dinophyceae; Suessiales; Symbiodiniaceae
Source: the annotation of a GenBank genome assembly
AUGCCGAUUGAUCUGCAUCAGCUUUUCCUGUUCAAGCUGUUCUCAGCCUUUCGUACAGCUGCUGGAACCUCCGAAGAUUCGCUGCACAGCGUGGGCUUGUGUUUCAGCUCCAUUUUCGACGAGCAACUUCAGUUGGGCGACGUCCCGACAGACAAACAGCUUUCAGCUUUCGUUGAGCUAGUUCGGGAAGCGACGUGGUCAAAUCCAAACUUGUGCGGGCUGCAGGGGACUUUGGAGGCUCACGUUGCCAUCGUGAACAUGGAAGCCACCUGGCGGCCAUCGGCUUGUCCAUGUUUGGGCCAACUGUGCUCUGCACCGCACCCACGCAGCCGAAGGAGCCAUCCAGGACACCUUUCCAAAGAAGGAUGGCAAAGCUGCAGCCUUGCUUGCCUUGCAGUCGUUGCUUUACCAAGUAUCAACCGGCGACGCACCCCACUUGCCAAGGUUAAGGCAAAAGCAUCGGCCACGGAAGGCCCAGAGUCGUACGAGAAACUUGAGGCUUUCCUUCAAUUACAGCGACAAUCUCCACCAGCCAGCGAUCCCUUGGGCGGCUCUUUGACACCGUACAACGACGGUCCGUUGGAUGUGCUGUUCAUCGCUGUGUUUCGUCAGGUCAUGUCUGGUGUCGCUGGCUGGCAGUCUCCCUUAGCAUUCUGGGGGCCAGAGGCCUAUGACGGGAUGUUGGAGGUGGCGCAUGCGCAGCAGUGGGGAAGGAGCCUUCAAGAAACGGAGGACUCCGCGAUGUCAGUCAUCGACGGCUUGCUUCCCGAAGAGGGCAAGUCCACGCGGGGUGUGUAUUUCAGGAUUUUCAAGGCAUUGUUCACAGAGCUCUUGCAGACAAGGGGGCACAGCACACGUGUGACAUCGAAGCCGCUAUUGCCGGCACUGGUGAUGGGGCAGAGUUGCUGUCGAGCGGCAGCACCAUGCGAGGAGGUGCCCAACCAGGUGCUCCACGAGACAACGGAGGCUUGCGACAGUGAAGCUGAGAGCCUGCUGCGAGAACUGUUUCGGUCCAACACUCGUUGCAUGGGCGAGCUCGAAGCAGCUGCUUUCAUUCUGACACACCGUUCAUUUAUGUGCAUUUGA